This is a messenger RNA of Colletotrichum chrysophilum, 1209 nucleotides long. RefSeq lists its product as uncharacterized. The record is from RefSeq and is a predicted model, not a curated record. The transcript has a single exon. Gene Ontology annotation, cellular component: nucleolus. Gene Ontology annotation, molecular function: RNA endonuclease activity. Bases 1 to 1209 code for a protein of 402 amino acids. NCBI's taxonomy places the organism in Eukaryota, Fungi, Ascomycota, Sordariomycetes, Glomerellales, Glomerellaceae. Gene Ontology annotation, biological process: ribosome biogenesis; endonucleolytic cleavage of tricistronic rRNA transcript (SSU-rRNA, 5.8S rRNA, LSU-rRNA).
AUGUCUUCCGCCCCGGAAUGGCUGCGAUUUACAGGACAUCGGUCCUUUGCGCAACGAUUAGUACUGUCCACCCUCACGGGACGACCCGUCAAUAUCUCCAAAAUCCGCAGUUCGUCGCCGACACAUCCAGGUCUUGCGCCGCAUGAGGUUUCUUUCCUCCGACUCCUCGAAGCUGUUACCAAUGGUAGCUCUGUGGAGAUUUCAUACACCGGUACCACGAUCAGGUACAACCCCGGUCUGAUCACCGGCACAAUUGCUGGGUUUGGCGCAUCCGAAGGCGACGUCAUCGAGCACAGCUUGCCGGCAAACAACAAGCGCGGCGUCACAUACUUCCUCCUGCCACUCUGCCUCCUUGCGCCCUUCUCCAAAGCCCACGUCAACGUCCGCUUUAUGGGACCGGGUGUCAUCACCUCUGCGACUGAGACCGGCGACAUCUCUGUCGACUCCUUCCGCACAGCUAUUCUACCUCUCUUCGGUCUAUUUGGAAUCCCACCGGCGCGAAUUGAAUUGAGGGUUCUGCAACGAUCUUGCCCUGGAAAGGGUGGCAGAGGUGGUGGAGGUAUUGUCGAGCUCCGAUUCGCUAGCCAGGUCCGACUUCCGAAAACGCUUCAUCUGAACCGAAAUCCCGGCAAGAUCAGGAGGAUACGAGGUGUCGCAUACUGCACAGGAGUUUCAGCGUCCAACAACAGCAGAAUGAUCCACUCCGCGAGAGAGGUCUUGAACGCAUUGGUCUCAGACAUCCACAUUGCGGCUCAGUACGACCAGGCGCCGCUCAUUGAGGCGGCUGAUAAGUCCAAGACGCGGACAGGUAUUGGAUUUGGCUUGAGUUUGGUCGCCGAAUCGAGCUCUGUUGGCGUCCUCUACUCGGCGGAUGUUGUCGCGCCCCCAGUGGGUGGUGUCGUGCCUGAAGAUAUCGGAAAGAACUGUGCCUACCAGUUGCUGGAGAAUAUUGCACAGGGAGGAUGUGUCAGCAUGUCGUCUGCCAGCACGGUAUUGACGAUGAUGGCCAUGGGCUCCGAGGAUGUGGGCAGAUUGAGGAUAGGGAAAGAGGUCAUAGGUACGGAGGAGAUGGUUGGCUUGGCCCGGGACUUGCGAACGUUUGGCGCAAGCAGUUGGGGUUUGAGAGACGUGGACGACGACGAUUCGGGUGACAUUCUUGUUUCUGUAAAGGGCAGCGGUGUGGGUAAUGUUGGUCGCAAGAUUGCGUAA